AUGAGCGCAAAGCCCUCAAGUGGCCCCGACGCCUGGGAGGAGGACUGGGAGAGUCAGGCUGAUACUUUCGCUGCAGAAUCCGCCCCGCCUCCGCAGGAGAAGAAAGUCUCCUCGAAAGUCACCAAGGCCCAGCGCCGAGCCCAACAGGCCGAAUUUAACCGCCAGCUAUGGGCCGAGGCAGAAUCUCCUCAGACGUUUCAUUAUCUAGAGGCGCGGUCGAAUGUCCCGCUCAAGCAGGAAUUCAAGCCCACCGUCACUGUUCUCAGUCGCAACCCACAAAUAGCUACGCGUCAAUCAUCUUCAGUAGACGCUGCCAGCGCCGGUAUGAGAAGACUGGGGUUGAACGAGGAUGACGACUCUGAUGAGGAUAGACCGCCUCAGCCCACACCUGAGGAGCGGCAGGCUAUUGCGCUGCGCAAUCUGGAAGAGAAGCAACGCAAAUAUGAAGAAGUCCGGGAGAGGCUGUUCGGUAGCCCGUCUGCCCCUACUUCCGGUGCGUCGUCGCCACGCAGUGCUACCCCGCCUAAACAACACGAGGGCCGAGGCAAAGGGAGAAGCCGUGGCAAUGGGCGAGACAACAACCGUGACAAGCGGGACUUGUCUGCUGCAUCCGGAAAGUCUAAGCAGCUCUACGAUCCGGGGUCUCCUAAACCGAACUCGAGCUUUGGGCCGCGGAGGGAGAAGCAGGGCAAUGUCCGAAAGGAGGAUGAUUCGCAGUCUCCGAGGCAGCCGAUCCGCAGUCCUCGUGGCCCUGAUAGCAGCGGAAGGGGCGGGUUUAGAAUGGGCCACAGGGGUGCCCGUGGAGGGUAG
This is a messenger RNA of Aspergillus vadensis CBS 113365, 810 nucleotides long. RefSeq lists its product as uncharacterized. The transcript has 3 exons. The record is from RefSeq and is a predicted model, not a curated record. The coding region runs from base 1 to 810 and encodes 269 amino acids. Lineage: Eukaryota; Fungi; Ascomycota; Eurotiomycetes; Eurotiales; Aspergillaceae.